AUGGAAGAUUUUAAAUCACCCCUCGUGGAGGUGAGAGAAGUAAAAGAAUUGAUCAUUGAUGAAUAUAACUUGGAAUUAUUUAAAUUAAAUUGUGUGGCCUGCUUAUAUCCCUAUGUAUUCAUUGCUUACAGGAAAAGUGUAAUUAUUUAUCGGAAUUCUGGAAAAAACUCUUCGAUUGAAUAUGUACACACCAUCAAGCUUGCACACGAAAUUAAUUUUAUAAGAAAUUCUUACAACAAAAUAUUUAUUGUCGGAGAAGAGGGCAUGACCAUGAUGAUUCUGAAGCUAGAGAAGGAUUCUACAUUGAACGAAUUCAAUGAUGAAAUUGCAUUUGCACCAUCAAAAAGUCAACAAGAUUCCGAUCUAGAGCAACAAUAUGGACUUAAAUUAAUUAAUUUACAUCAAAAUAGCCAUGAAUCGACGUGGUCUAUUUCCUAUGAUGGACCAAGUGGAAUUUUUGCAGUGGGAGAUAAUUCUCAUAUCAUCAAAGUUCACUUACCAGACUGUAAAGAGAAAGAGCCCUUUACAUUAGAGGGUCAUUCUCACAAUUUGCCUUGCCUUCAUUUAUAUUCCAAAGAUAGAUUAUUAAGCUGCUCGAUCGAUAAAAGUUGUAAAGUAUGGGAUUUAACAGAAAGAAAAGUGCUAUACAACCAUGAUUUUAAUGAAUGGUGCUGGGUUUGUACCCGAUUAAACCCAAAAAGUUUUGUACAUGCACCUCAAGAUUCACAUCUAACGGAUAUUUUUCUUAUUGGCACGCAGAGUUAUGUGUACUUACUGAAUAGUUCAAUGGAUACAGUAUUAUACAAAUUAUUUCUAAAACCAAUAAGAGGUUUAAGACUCCUUCCAGGUCAUAUUUAUGGAGCUCUUGAACGUGUGUCUUUACUACAGGUUAUUGAGAAACACAAUUUAAUUCUAAUUGCAAAACAAAACGACAACAAGGUUCUGUUACUAAGAAUGGUGUAUUGUGAGCAGAGAAAGGAAUAUUCUCUCACACCAGUGGACAUUCUUCCAGCUCUUACAUUAGAAAAUCAGUGCAUUAUUGGUUUGGGCUACUGUGAAGUGUUGGAUCGCAUCUACAUUUUAUGUCUAGACAAACAAAUGUAUUGCUAUGAUUUGAGAUUUAAGUUUACUAAUGACCUUUGUUUUCAGAAAGACUUUGAACAAGGGAGAGAGGCCAAUCACGAACGUGUACCAGACGAACACCUCUAUUCUAUUUCACAAAUUGUCAUUUAA
Messenger RNA from Naegleria fowleri, 1233 nucleotides. RefSeq lists its product as uncharacterized. Bases 1 to 1233 code for a protein of 410 amino acids. Gene Ontology annotation, molecular function: protein binding. The record is from RefSeq and is a predicted model, not a curated record. The transcript has a single exon. Lineage: Eukaryota; Heterolobosea; Eutetramitea; Acrasida; Naegleriidae.